GUAUAUAAGUUGAUCUCCAAUAAGUUGUUUGUGAAUCGUUGAUUCGUACAUUAAACGUGUGUAGUUUCCAUUACCGGUGUUUUGUUUUACUGAAUAAUAACAUAUUAUUUAAUCAUGUCUGCUGCUAUGCCUAUUAAUCCAAAACCAUUUCUUAAUGGUUUGACUGGUAAAGCGGUUAUAAUAAAACUCAAAUGGGGUCACGAAUAUAAAGGAUACUUGGUUUCCGUAGAUGGCUACAUGAAUAUGCAGUUGGCCAAUACCGAGGAACAUACCGCCGAUGGUCAAGUGACAGGUUCUUUUUUCACAAAUUCUCAAAAUAAUUUUGGGAAUAUUUUGUGCGACAACUAUAAAUUGAAACUUGGUUAUAAACAAUGAUCACAACAAAUUUUAUAUAGACAUAUUCAUAUGCACGUUUUAAUAUUUGUAUUGCGACAGCACACAACAUUCUGUAAAUAAUAGCGGGUAUCCUGGCGGUCUUAUAUUACAUCUGUGCAAAGAAAGGUGAUCAUUAUUCUUUUAAAGACUUGAACGUUAUUAUAACAAUUUUUGUUGCUAUAUAUGUAUAACACUAGCAGCGCGCCCGCGUGAAGUAUUAAGCAAACAUUUCAAAAGUUAUAAUUUUUACGCAAAUACUCUCCCAUACUUUAUAUCUUUUGCGUGGG
Molecule: messenger RNA, 662 nt
Organism: Zeugodacus cucurbitae (melon fly)
Lineage: Eukaryota; Metazoa; Arthropoda; Insecta; Diptera; Tephritidae
Gene: SmF
Product: small nuclear ribonucleoprotein F
Exons: 2
Coding region: 115-375 (86 amino acids)
Biological process (GO): mRNA splicing, via spliceosome; spliceosomal snRNP assembly
Cellular component (GO): U1 snRNP; catalytic step 2 spliceosome
Molecular function (GO): RNA binding
Source: RefSeq, a predicted model, not a curated record